UUGAAUUAUAUGGUGCACUUUCUAUGGGGUAGUUGGCUGGUUUAGAAAAUACAUGAAAAGAAAAGAGUGUCACUCGUAAAUAUAUAUCGCCAGAGUGUGUGGUGUAGGGUCUGAAUAUUGUCGCCGUUGUUUAAAAGAACCCUUCAAAUGGUUUCUUAGUAGGGAAGGUUCCUAUGGCGCCGUCUUUUGUUUUUGCCCAAGUGAUUUUACAUGCAGAGGCUUUGGUUUAUAGUACAACGCGGAAAAAAGUUCGUUUCAAUUUCCGAUGGUGUUAUUUCAACACACUGAUAACCCAGAAAGGGAGGUCAAAUUCAAAUUUUACGGUCGGCUGCAUUAAUGUCAACCGAAGGCUGUGUAAAAAUAAAAACACGCGCAGACAACAGGAACGAAAUCUAUUUUGUAACAAAGUGUCAAAAUCUAUUAUUCUGCGAUUUAAACAACAACCGUAGAGAUGAUAUUUUGUGCGGCCGUACCUUCACAGUGGAAAACGGUCAAUAUAAUGAAUUUAUCACGGUUGUAAAUGUAAAAUCUGAAGUAAAGCACCGUAGUCGCGAGCAUCACAACGAACAAGUUGAAAUUUCAUUGUUUUGUACCGGACAUUUGAUUGGCUGGAUUUGAAAAUGUUGGAAUCUAUUGUUUCAGUUCUGCCACCUGAUUGGUUUUCAUUGUCUGGGUGGCCCCGUUUUCAGUAAACGCGCUGUAACAAGGAGCAGACUUUUACCUACUUGGGAUAUCUGCUUUCAUUCGUACGUUAUAAGCUCGUUCUUUAUUGCCCCGAGCUGUUCUCUUUUGUUCUUCGAGCCAUUGGGGAGCUGGUGAUCCGAGAUGUAGCAUGUAACCCAAUACCACUUUGUUGCAAAUCGUUCAGGUGCUGUUGACGCCUCGACCUCCUCGAGAUUAAAGACAACGGCUGGAUAUUUAAAUCACAUCUAAAUCCCGAGCCAGCCACAAAAUGAACGAAUCUCUUCCUUCAAACUCUUCUCGUGAAGUAACCAGCGACAGCCAACGUAGUCUUGCGUUUAUUGCCACGAAUGUCUUCCUUGUGAUGAUAAUAAUUUUUGCCGUAUUUGGUAACACCCUGGUAUGUUUAGCUUGUGUGAUGUCGAAACGGCUUCAAAGUUUCACCAGUGCUUUCAUAAUCAGCCUCGCAGUGAGCGAUAUACUAGUUGGUGCAGUUUCCAUGCCAGUCUGGCUGUCAGUUAAUUUAACAGGAAAGCCAGAUGCCGUGAAUUUCCCAACGUUGUACAAAGCUUGGUUGUGUUUCGACAUCGUCUGUGGAACAGCCUCCAUCAUGAACCUUGUGUUCAUUAGCAUCGACCGCUUCCUGGCUGUCAAUCAUCCUCUUCGUUAUCCCAUCAUAGUCACUCGAAAUCGGAUCACGAUCGGAAUUGCAUUCAUCUGGAUUUAUUCUGUUACAAUAGCGGCUAUAAAUCCACUCAAAUGGCAGGACUACCCGUUGUUCGUCUCUUUAGCUUCGUUCUUCGUUCCUCUGUUAAUCAUGGUCGUCGCCUAUUCUCGGAUUUUCCACGUCGCCUUGACACACGCGCGCAGUAUCCGUCGUGUACACCCAGAUCAAUCAAUAACUAAUCGGAGAGUGGCGGAAAAUUUUAACCGCGACGUAAAGGCCGCCCGAACACUCAGCAUUGUGAUCGGUGCUUUUGUAGCGUGUUGGUGCCCGUUUUUCGUGGUGACGUUGGUGUUCACGUACUGUAAAUCUUCUUGCAGCAUUUCCGGCGAUGUAUUCGUCAUGAUGAAGUGGUUACACUACGGUAACUCAGCGCUAAACCCGCUUAUCUACAGCUGUUUGAACAGGAAUUUCAGGGCUGCUUUCAAGGAUGUUUUGAGGAGGAUCAAUGUGAACAGGACAAUGACGCAUGCGCACAGUGUGACUACAAGACAACUUACAACUUUCGACGCGCCUCACAGUCAAUCUUGGGCAAUUGAAGAGCUUGAUGACGCUAACAACAGAAGAAUCUAGGGCCAAGAAGCGAAAGAAGAAGGAAGGUUUAAAUGCUCUAAAAGCAAUCUUGUCCCAAAGGAAGCUCCCUUUGAAGCGGGAGACAUACUGAAAAUGAGAUGAAUUUGCAUAAAAAUCACUUGAAUAACACUGUAAUUAGCAAAAACGUAAAACAACAAAAUUGCUUUGUGAAUCAACAGGCCCUUUCAUCAACUUCAUUGCGAGAUGGAUCAAGAGAAAGUGCUUGUACGAAAUUGUAGCUUACUAUCUGUCACAAGCGAGGAGCCUGUCUUCCACAUAUAUGUUUAUAUCCCUUAUGAGCCCCCACGAAUAUAAGCAGCCCCCCGUCUCCAUCCAUUUAUAAUCCCACCCAAGACCCCUUAUGAAAUUGUUUGAGCCAAGGGCUUAUAGCUGGAAUUGUGCAGUACAUAUAGCAAUGGCAGCAGGCUCUCGUUUGACCAACACGUGCGAGCUAAGCGCGAACCCGCACCGAAAAACAAGUCGGCAAGCGAAGUGAGUCCGCUGGGAGUCAAACUUACUGAUCCGUUCUCGCGACCUCUCUUGACCCACGCAUAUGGGCUGUGCUAGGUUCGCAAGUUGUUGUAGCCAAAAUGUACAGUCGCCAUCUGUUUUUCUAACUAUGGUUAAUAGUGCUAAUGGUCCCUCUUCAAGACAAAAUAAGCCUCAUUUAAUUGGCUUGUUAUUGCAAUGAUACCUAUAAUGUGCACUUUUACAUAGAAAGUGGUUGAAAAGCAUACAGCGUAUAGCGACCUCAAACUGGGGAACAUUUAAUAUUUUAAGUAUCUUAUGCUAUUUUCACUUUGCGUGAGAUUGCCGUUAUUGGCUUGUGCGUUGCCUAAUAAUAAAGCACAGUACCUUUCUUUAAGCGUAAUAACCUAUUCAAUCAAAUGUCUUACAAUAAUGGACAUGAUGGGGCUUGAGUAAGCUCAUAAAAGGUCAAAGGCCCUCAUCUACUCUAACAACUCUGGACUCCUGCAACAGUUUAGGGUCCCCAUUUAGGAUCCCAGUUUUGUGUCCUAGUUUUGGGUCCCUGGACCAUUCAUGCUAUUUAAGCAACGCCUUCGAGGGGUAUACCGUGGAAUAUCCUACGAGUCACUUGUAUUUUCUCGGUUAAGUGAAAAGUGGGAUAUUACAUGAUAUACCACGAGAGAGCGUUGGAUAACUAUUCUAUACCAUGACAUAGAAAAUACAGUGGCCCACACAGUCAAUGCGACAUACGCGCGGUGCAUGAUGGGAAGGUUGGAUGUA
Messenger RNA from Orbicella faveolata, 3226 nucleotides. RefSeq names its product histamine H2 receptor-like. Gene Ontology annotation, molecular function: G protein-coupled receptor activity. The record is from RefSeq and is a predicted model, not a curated record. Gene Ontology annotation, cellular component: plasma membrane. Gene Ontology annotation, biological process: positive regulation of MAPK cascade; adenylate cyclase-activating adrenergic receptor signaling pathway. Lineage: Eukaryota; Metazoa; Cnidaria; Anthozoa; Scleractinia; Merulinidae.